AUGGGCAGCGAAGCCGCCGACCAUGGCGUCCCAGAGGCUAAUACUCAGCCGUUUGAACGCCAGCUUGCGGAGAAUUAUAUGGAGUAUAUGAUAUUCAUUCUAGACGACAAAUUGGAAGGUAUCAAGUACUUGAAGCGUCUUGAGAGCAUUAGCAAAGAAGCUGAUGGCUUGAUGAGAAGCGUCGACAAGAAUUAUAUCUGGCAGCGAGACGAAUUUAACCUCUCAGUUGUCAAUGAGCAAGGCUUGAUCUAUCUUCAUGGCAUCACGGAUUAUGGAGACGCAGUGGAAGAUGAGUGGCUGAUUGUCUACGUUUUGCGCGAGCUGUCCAAAGCUCACCCUGAACUGUUCAUCCGAGUAGCUGACGAGGAUGGCGAAUUUCUCUUAGUGGAAGCAGCCAAUGCACUACCGAACUGGCUGAAUCCCGAAAUUGAUCACUGCCGGGUUUGGAUACACGGUGGAAAGCUUGUAGUCAUUCCUUUGCUGAGCGACAAGACAAUGCCGAGCACUGCAAGGUCACUUACGCUAGCUGAUGCAGUGAGAUGCCUGCGAAACGAGACUGAUACCCUGAUUUACUCGCCUUCUAUUGAAGAUGAGGCAUUUUACCGACUUGAGAAGUAUCCAAAACAUGUGGACGCUUCGAUACACUAUUCUACAUUGACAAUUCCACGAAAGCUGGCAUACAUUGUGCAUGAGCUACCAAAGACAGUAUCAGCCGCUGUUGAAGCGUUUUAUCUCAGAGAUCAUACAGGGAUGAAGAAGAUUACUUCUGAUAUAGAGCAGCUUCAUCUACCACCGACUGACCUUGUCACUGUUAGUGUCAAGUUCAGUAGAGUCUUGUUCGCGCAGCUGCGCUCGCAACGUUUCGAAGCACCUCAGCUAUGGCUCAAUAGUGUACAAAGUCACUCUGGAGUUGAAGAGAGAAAAGAUGGGCCGGGCAAAAAUGUUCUUGGUCUCGAAGACGGCAUGAAAUUGACCUGUGGGUAUGAGAUGCUGGCCAUGACAGCAGAGAAGAACAAAAACCCCACUGUUCGCGAACUUGCUAUCAUGCUCCAGGAUUUCAUUGAAGAUGGCGACGAAGAACUUCCAACGAACCAGGAAAUGGAAACAUGGCUGGAUGUCAAACGCAACGACGACGAAAGCUGGCUCGAUAUAAACUAUGAAGAUUUCGAGCGCGAGUUAGAAGGGAAGAGAACACGACCGAGAAGCAAGAGCGGGCAUUCCUCAGGAUUUGGAGAUUCUCGAACACAAGAAGAUCUAAAGAAGAUCGUGUCGCGUUUUGAGGCGUUCUUGAACAAUGAGACGGCCGGCAUGGAUGGCGCGGAGAUCAAUGAAAUGGAUAUGGAUAAUGAGGAGGAUGAAAACACGGACGAAUCUGACGAAAAUAGCGACAUGGAGGAUAAGGAAGUUAGUUUUGAUGAGGAAACCUUUGCUCAGAUGAUGAAGGAAAUGAUGGGACUGCCAGUGGACAAUCCGACCAUGGCUUCCACUGGCCAAUACAUAGGCCACGAAACAUCCCAGAGCACGAGUGCGCAAGACGCUCCCGCGAAAGACGAGGACAUCAGAGACGUUUCUAUGCAAAUGGAAGCUGAGCUCAAAGGCCAUGGCGCCUUGCGGCUGGAUCGCCUCCAGUCUCAGCAUAGCAAACUCGUCAACGAAGAAAAGUCUUGGGACAAAGCUGAAGGAGAGGAGUCAGAAGCGGCCGAAGCAGACCGGGAGGGCACAGAUGAAGACUCCCACAGCCAUGUUGACAUUGACUACAAUUUGGUCAAAAAUCUCUUGGAGAGCUUCAAGAGCCAAGGUGGAAUGGCUGGUCCAACAGGAAACCUCUUGGGGCUCAUGGGCUUUCGACUACCAAGAGAUGAGGACAAUGGCGAGAAAUACAAAUAG
This is a messenger RNA of Beauveria bassiana ARSEF 2860, 1887 nucleotides long. Its product is annotated as SGT1-like protein. Gene Ontology annotation, cellular component: nucleus. The transcript has 2 exons. The record is from RefSeq and is a predicted model, not a curated record. Lineage: Eukaryota; Fungi; Ascomycota; Sordariomycetes; Hypocreales; Cordycipitaceae. The coding region runs from base 1 to 1887 and encodes 628 amino acids.